Molecule: messenger RNA, 714 nt
Organism: Adineta ricciae
Lineage: Eukaryota; Metazoa; Rotifera; Eurotatoria; Adinetida; Adinetidae
Source: the annotation of a GenBank genome assembly
AUGAUUGACCGAAAUAUUUCUAUGAAAGAACAGUCGACUGCUCAAUCAUCGUAUCAUCAUCAGAAAAUUUCUAAUAAACUUAUCAAUACGGUACCGCCACGUCUAAUGUCUGAAACGGUUUCGAGUAUCAUCAAUGCCUUCUCAUUUUUCGAUCUGAAUGCAGAUCAAUUCAUCGAAUUCGACGAAUUACGACGAAUACUCAAUGCCUUAAAUUUCAAAAAAACGAAUGACGAAUGUUAUGAUAUAAUCAACGCAUUCGAUCUGAAUAAUGAUCAAAAGAUUGACUUUCAUGAAUUUGUGUUUGCUCUUACUCGUCUGAUCAAACACGAUGUCUUCACCUUGACUGAUAUCCAACAAAGGUUCAGUAAAUUCGAUGAUGAUCAAGAUGAGAAGUUAACUGUUGCCACUCUGCCGAUUUUCUUACGGAAAGGUUUGGGAAUCUCAGUGACUGAUCGUGAAAUCUUCGAAUUACUUGCGAAAUUUGAUAUAGUCGAUGAAGCAAGAAAGAUAUCUUUCGAGAAGUUGAUCCGAAUGCUGCAGUACGCAGUUCGACAAGGUGAGAAAACACAAGCACCGGAGUAUAUGAAGAAAUUAAAUCACCGUUGCGGACCAGCAGUACGAAAUCUUCGUAGUAAUGAUAUGAAAUUAUUGAAAAAAAGAAUAGGAGGUUAUCUUUCGUCAUCCAUGGAAGACGCACAUUUCUACAGUAAAUAA